AUGUGGAAAAUGAUGCUAAACAUUGAUGGUGAGUUUUAAGGUUAAGCUCUUAAACUUCUGAUCAUAUAUUGUGCAAAGGGUGUCUUUAAAUAUGUCAAGGUUGUUCCCCCAGGCCCUCUCCAUCCUUUAUAAAGGAAUAGUGGUAACACUACAAAUCCCACACAAGGUACUUUUAUGUCUGUCUCACACCCCAUCAUAAACACAACGUGAAUAAGUAAUUUCCAAUUAAAUCAAAUUCCCUGCAUACCUAGGUCUGUAGUCAGUCAAAGCUUCUGUAUUUUGUGCAGCCAACUGACACAGUCAACAAGCAUCUCUGCCUUUUUCUUUGUAUAUCAAAGCUCUGGAAUAGAUCAUCACAGUACUUUGUUAUAGUUGUCCAAGCUGGAGAACAUUAAUGUUUUAGUUCAGCUCUCAAUGAAUUAAAGGAAUGCUUUAAAAUAAUACAUAUAUUAUGUGAUCAGAUGUAUUCCUUGCUAGGCUUAGAUUAGGGACUGCUCCCCUUUUAUUUUUAAAAAAACAAGUCAACUUGCCUUUAAUCCAGCGCUAAGACAGUCUUUUCACAGCAAUCUGAUCUGCCUAAAAUGAGAUCCUUAAUCAUAUCCUUGGCAGCAGAUGCUCCACAUAGAAAAAAAAAAAACCAAACAUUGAGGACCAUAAUUGCUUCUGUGGCAAUCACUGCGAUCUGCCAAUCUAAUGCUUCUCUGUAACGCACAAACUCCAGUGCAUUCAGUGGUCUCUGGUUAUAUCAUACUGUUCUUCAAUGGUUUUCUGUUAAAAUGUGGGAUGGAACCUGGGGAGCUAUAAAUGAUUGGGUUGCAUAUUUUGCAAUAAAGUUACUCACUUAAAAGGGCACUCGAAGCAAAGAAUGGGAGCUUGCAGCAGAUUCUAUAACUUUAAUUGUGAGUGCUUUUAAGUUUGCAGUAGUCGGACUGUAUUGUAAACGGCUAAAUGUUGUGGAAGGAUAUUUCACUUGGAAUGUAGACCCAAUAUUAAACGUAUAUAAAAACAGCACAAGUGCAAUGUAAUUAGGCCUCUGGAUCGUCCUCUUGUUAUGUUUUCACAUGCUCAUUCAUCCAUGCUGGCUAAUGUCAGAUUCCUGAUGCUUGUUAUGUGGAAAUUUUAGUAAUGACCGCAGUUGUUUUUAACAUAAAAUAACAUGUGGAAUUAUAUCAUUUGAAAAUAGCUAAUGGGUGUUGGCACAGAGUGCUUAUGUAUAGCAUGCCGCAAUAUUUCACAACACAGGUUUUAAAGGAUUACUCCUACCCUUUAUGACACUAAUUUGCUUUUGAUUUACAAGGCAAAAAUAACACUUGUGUGGUCUUAUCAUAAGCGUCUGAUGCUCAUGAAUGUGCAGUGUUUCAUGCACAAAUGCUGCACAUUCAGACCUCUUCCACCAUGACCACUUCAAAUCUCUAUUGUGGUUGGAGUAACACUUUAAAAAUGGUUAACCGACAAAGGAGAAUGUGGUUUAAGAGAUGACUGUGUCCCUGCUCAAAUGAGUUUACAAUGUAUAGGGAAGUUUGCUAUUUAUUUGUCUCCGUUAGAUUUACAUCAGUCUAAGUUAGGAGCACGUUAUCACAUGUAGCAGUCAGAUUAAUUUAAGGAAGACCAUUUCUGUGCGAGAAAGUUGGGUAAUGGGAGGUGGAUGACGUUAAGGGGAAAACAAUUGCGCUUUAAGGUAUGACAACACUACUUCUUUGAUAAACUGAUUUAUCCCCACCUGAAUGGGUGAAUAUUUAUUUUCAUUUGGUGUAGGUAUAAACACCUGCUUCUGUCUAACAGUACAACAAAUAUUUCAGAAGUACAGGCAUGUUGAAGUAUAUACAGAGAAUACGGUCUGACGACUUGUUUCACAUUUGGCCCAUCAAUUAUCUUUUUUUUUCCAGUUUCUGCGACUGCCUUUUAUAAAGCACAACCUGUUAUCCAGUUUAUGUGUGAAGUUCUGGACAUCCAUAACAUCGACGAACAACCACGAGCUCUGACAGAUUCUCAUCGGGUAAAAUUUACAAAAGAAAUUAAGGGUAAGUGAAAGAUUGUUUCCAGGUGACUUUAUGUGCUCAAUUACUAUUUUCCUGCAAGGGGGAAUUGUAACUGUCACAUUACAGGAUUGUUGAUCUUUACUUAUGACUAUUUUCAACAAAAUUAUGGAUUUGUGGUGUGUGAUAAACAAAAUGUAAAUGAAUUUCUAUAUCAUGCCCUUGCAGUCUAACUGCUCAUGUCUCUGCCAUGUAGGAGUUAAAUAACCUUGUUUGUACUGCCCUAGUCACACCUACCCUGCAUAUGACCUACAGUGUCCAUACAUAUUUCCUGUAAAGAGAGAUCUAAUGUUUAAGCGGUCUUUAUUACACAGUCAGUUUAAUAUAGAAUUUAUCUGCUUUUAAAUAUCAUGAAGGAGCCUGCUGUGUGUGAUUCAAGGUUUUUUUUACAUCUUAAAAUAAGCACAGUGCUGUCACAUGUAUAUUAUUAUUAUUAUUAUUUUUUUUUUUUUCUUGUUGGCAAUUUGAGUCACAGCCAGGGCAGGUGUGGCUAGUGCUGCUUAAACAGACACAAAAGUAACUGAAUUCCUAAAUGGCGGAAAACUAAGAAAUGAAACUACGGGGACCUGAUCUAUACUCUAAAAUUGAUUCAUUAAACUUAAGUUAUUUUGGUGCUUAGUUUCCCAUUAAUGUUAAAGGGAUUCUAUAGUCAUCAAAUCAACUUUAGCUUAAUAAAGCAGUUCUGGUAUAUAGAUGAUGCCCCUGCUGUCUCACUGCUCCAUUCUCUGCCAUUUAGGAGUUAAGUCACUCUGUUUAUGCAGCACUUCCAUGCAUGUGACUUACACAGGCUUCCUAAACACCGUAAAAUGCAUUUAUUGCAAGUUAUGUUUAAUUUCGAAUUUCUUAUCUCCUGCUCUAUUAAUAGCUUGCUAGGCCCUGCAUGAGCCUCCAGUGUGUGUUUAAAGUUCAAUUUGUAGAGCAGGAGAUAAAAACUUAAGUAAGUUAACAUUUGAUUGUUUUCAUGCAGUUUGUGUCUGUCGCAGUCAGGGGAGGAGGUGUGGCUAAGACUGCAUAAACAGAAACAAGAGUGAUUUAACUCCUAAUUGGUAGAGAAUUGAGCAGUGCAACUUUAGAGGCAUGAUCUAUACAAAAAAAAAUUGCUUGAUUAGGCUACGGUUGUUUUGGUGAUUAGUGUACCUUUAAGUGUGUGUGCCUGUAAUACAUGCUAAAUGUUUAUAUACUGUUAUUUUGGUGAAUGAAAAAUUGAGUUACACAUUUAACCCCUUAAGGACACAUGACAUGUGUAACAUGUCAUGAUUCCCUUUUAUUACAGAAGUUUGGCCCUUAAGGGGUUAAGCAGUCUUCUGAUAAACACUUAUUGAAUAUUUUAGCUCUUUCUAUUCACUUUACUUAAAGGAACACUAAAAAAAAUUAACUACUCAAGUAACCCUCCUCCACCUGUAUGUAGUAGCCUUUUGCUAUUGACUCAUUGGCUGAGAACAAUCAACUGAUACCACCAGCCUAUAAGCUGGCCCAAGAGGGUUACCGAAGGGUCUAUGCAAGCUUCUGGCUCUCAAAAAAAAAAAGUGACUGGCAGGCUCUAGGUUAGAAUUUAAACUGUUGGCAAACAAUUUGACUAUUUUAAUUGUGGCUCCAGGGUGCUUCUGGCACCAUAACCACAAUGGUGCACUGUAGUUAUUGUGGUGUUUGGAGUGUUCCUUAAGUAAAACGCACAGGUUUUCAUAAUCCCAGACUGGCAAAACAUGGAGAGCAGAAGAGAGAGACAUGCAUACACCACACCCCAUUAGAAAUGGAACAGCCCAGUACAACUUUAGAUACCUACCAGUCUUUUAAUUUUUGCUUUUCUCUCCUUUUUGCUAGCAGUGACCUCUCUCCCCCAUCUUCUUCUUUUAAAGCUCACUUCUGCCAUCCCAAUCAGUUUGUGACCCUUGGUUUGUCAUUUAUUCUGGACCUAAUUUCUCUACCUAAGUUUGACUACUACUUUCAUGUCUUGCAUCCCUAGUUUUAGAAUUUCUCAAACCAUUUAAUCCACCCUGGUUUGUGUCCCCUGUCUUGCAUGCUGCCUAUUGUAUUCCUUUUUAGUUUGCACAGGCAAAUCUGUUCUGGAAGCAUACUGAAGAAUUCAAUACGCAUUGACAUCAGUUUGUCUGGUGCAGUGAUGUCAGUGCGCAGGCCACCUAUGUUUGUACAGUGGGCUUUUUAUAGGCAACUAUAGUUAAGAAUGGAUAUAUUGCAGAGCUUGACUAACAAGGGCCUAUCCUGGGUCUCUGUUUCCAAUACUGGCUGCAUUACUUUUGUGCCUCAGAACUGAGGUGGUCGGUGGUAGUUUUGCAGUCUGUGAGAUGACAACCUUUUGCUUUGCCACAACAAAUAUGCUUUCAUUGACCAAAGUAACAGGGGACACUUUUUAUGGUAUGUUAUUCAAUGUAGUUUCUUUUCUUCACUUUAUUUUAGAUACGCUUUUUUCUCUCUUUUUAAAUAAAAUUUGAACUAUAUAAUCUUUAGUACUUACUUUGUGAACCAAUUUAACUAUACUGCCUCUACUCUUGAUGAACAUUCACAAUGUCUGCUUACUUUGUGUAUGAGCAGUAGGUUUACAUUCUCUGUAAUUCGGUAAUGCAGCUGGAUUGAGUGCUUUUUAUUUUCUGUCGGUGUGAUCUUUUGUAUGCUUGGCACAGGUCUGAAGGUCGAAGUUACUCAUUGUGGAACAAUGAGAAGAAAAUACCGUGUCUGCAAUGUGACCAGGAGAGCCACCAGCCAUCAAACGUAAGGCCCAUCCUAUUUUGUUCCCUGCUUAUUAUAAUAAUAAAGAUACCAGUAUCUGAUAUGUCAAAACAUAAAUAGUAGAUAUUUUGAUUUUUAGAUGAUUAGAUACUUUAAAGGGACACUCUAGACACUAUAGGCAUUUAUUGAAGUGGUCUGGGUGCAGUGUCUCUGUCCCCUUUACCCUGCAACGUAAAGCAUUGCAGUUUCAGACAAAGGUGAUUUUAACAAUGUAUUCACCGGUGGGGGAACACUGAGGAAGGAGGACACAAGUGAUAGGAACAUUUGCGAAAAAUUUUUAAAAUGGAAAGCCAAUAAACAUACUGUAGCAUUGUGAUAAAUGUUGAAAUUUGCCCCCCUUCCUCUACUUUCCCUUUGCGACAGAUUUUACAAUGAUGCCAACGGUUAUAGAUUCAUGAAGAGACAUAUCUGUACAAAUGCACACUCAGGAGCUGGCAUCUACAGUGCAGGCAAACAUUUGUGUAUUUAAUCUGUACAGCUGCUUGCAUACCUAUUGUUUUCUUGUGAAAGUAGUACCGUCCAGGGUUGUGUAGCAUGUGGUCAUUUGGUUAGAUGUUCCAAAAAGCUUCCCAUAUUUAGAUCCAGUUACUCCCGUUGUAUUUGAAAUGAGUUCUUUCUCCACAGCUUCCCUUUACAGUUGGAGAAUGGACAGACGGCAGAAAGGACAGUUGUUCAGUACUUUAAGGAAAAGUAUGGCCUACAGCUAAAGUACCCUCAUCUGCCCUGUUUACAAGUUGGACAGGAGCAGAAACACACAUACCUGCCUCUAGAAGUAAGUAAUACAAUAUUGACUUAAAGCUUAGUGGUUGAGUAAUGUAUGAGCUACAUCCAGGCACUGUGCCAUUCAGAGACCGGAUCACAUAGCAUUUUACCACAUUAUUACUGUUCAGCAUUGAGUGUAAUUUGUAUUUUGAAAAGUGGUUUAAAAUCAUAUUCAUGAUGGUGAAAAUAUGCAUCAUCUUAAAUCCUCUCCGUAAGGACUACACAAUAUUCUUCAACCUGGAAAUCAACCAUAUCGCCCUAGUAAGCUAAUUUAAUCACUUCUUCGUUACACACAACACUAUUUAAAAAAAUAUAUUACACACAAAAAUAUGCCUGCAAUAUUUAAUUAACACACAACUCAGAAUGUAACCCAAAAUAAAUAUAAGUGGAGCAGUAUUAUUUAGUGGAUAUUCCCCACACCAAAAAAUAAAGGUAUGUUAUCCUUGUAUGUCUAUAAGCGGCAUCUUCAAUCACUCAGCCAACUCAGUGAUACAUAUAUUGAAAAAAAUUUGAUAAUUUCAAUGGUAGUAAAAUGCCCACACUGAAUGAAAUCUUGAAUAGAAUUUUACGGAUACAUAUAUUCAAACCCAUAUCUGCAAACAUUUCAGUUAUUUAUCGGCCCCCUGGUUCUCCUCAUCUCUUCCUUGACCAUAUUGCUGCCUGGCUUCCUUACUUUCAAGGGUUAUCACAUCCCUAAGUCUCAGUGAUUUCAACAUUCCCAUUAACCCACCCUUGUCCUCAGCCUCAAAACUUAUUUGAAUCACCUCCUCCUUUGGGCUAUCACAGUGGGCUAUUAGAAACAUAGAAACAUAGAAUGUGACGGCAGAUAAGAACCAUUCGGCCCAUCUAGUCUGCCCAAUUUUCUAAAAACUUUCAUUAGUCCCUAGCCUUAUCUUAUAGUUAGGAUAGCCUUAUGCCUAUCCCAUGCAUGCUUAAACUCCUUUACUGUGUUAACCUCUACCACUUCAGCUGGAAGGCUAUUCCAUACAUCCACUACCCUCUCAGUAAAGUAAUACUUCCUGAUACUAUUUUUAAACCUUUGUCCCUCUAAUUUAAGACUAUGUCCUCUUGUUGUGGUAGUUUUUCUUCUUUUAAAUAUAGUCUCCUCCUUUACUGUGUUGAUUCCCUUUAUAUAUUUAAAUGUUUCUAUCAUAUCCCCCCUGUCUCGUCUUUCCUCCCACACAUGUAGCUGGCAAUACCCUAGAUCUUAUUAUUUCAAAUGCAUGCUCAGUCUUUAAUCUCUGUAAUACUCCAUUUUCUCAAUCAGUCGACCACCCCCUAUCAUUUGUUCUUGAGUGCCCCCACACCCAAUAUCCUAAACCUAACUCCACUCAUCUCAGGAGGAAUUUUAAUUCUCUUGACCUCCAGCAGCUCUCGACUGAUAUCCAUUCUGAACUCUCAUCCAUCCCUACCCUCUCCUGUCUCUCUCUGGCGAUCUCCUCAUACCCUCACCCCCGCCCUAGACGCUGCAGCCCCACUCCAAGCACGCACUUCAAGGAGGACGCGCCUCCAGCCAUGGCACAAUAAGUCAACCCGCUACCUGCAGAGAUGCUCCCGUUCAGCUGAACGCUGCUGGAGGAAGUCUCCUUGUCAGACUUUCAACACUAUAAGUUAAUCUUGCAUUCAUGCAGCGCAGCCCUCACCCUUGCUAAACAGUCCUUCUUUUCUUCUCUCAGUUCAUGCUCCCGUAAUCCUAGGCUUCGCCCUGCUGUGGCCACCCCACAAACGAAUCUUUCAGCCGAUAGCUUUGCAUGUUACUUUACUGACAAGAUUAAACAGUUAAGGAAUUAAUUCUUUCCCCCCUUCUCCCCUCUCUAUCUUAACCUCAGUUUGACUAUACCAUCCCUACCCUCCAUGCCUUCUCUCCAUUUACUGAACAUGAGGUGGCUGCACUUCUGCUUUCCUCUCGUCCCACCACGUGUCCGCUCCAUCCCAUCCCGUCCCACCUCAUCAUAUCUCUCGCCCCUUGUCUGGUGCAGUCAUUAAUGCACAUCUUCAACUGCUCUUUCUUUUGGUGUUGUCCCAGCUCCCCUUAAACAUGCUACUAUUGUACCUGUCCUCAAAAAGCCAUCUCUUGACCCUACUUCCCAUAUCCCUGCUCCCUUUCUCCUAAAAGCUUUUGGAAAGACUUGCCUUUACCUGUGUCUUGCUUUCUCAACUCCAACUCUCUUCUUGACCUUCUUCAGUCUGGAUUCUGCCCCCUCCACUCCACAGAGAUUGCUCUGACUAGAGUUACAAAUUAUCUAAUUGCAGCUAAAUCCAAAGGCCACUACUCCAUACUAAUUCUUCUUGAUCUCUCAGCUGCCUUUGACACGGUUGAUCAUGGCCUCCUUCUCCUAACUCUUCAAUCUCUUGGUUUCUGUAACACAGCCCUCUCAUGGUUCUCUUACUAUCUCUCCCAACACUCCUUCAGUGUCUUUUUCCAACACCUCUCCUCGUCCUGUCUCAGUCGCUGACGACACCCAGAUAUACCUCUCAUCCCCUGACCUCUUCCCUGCUGUCAUACAUGUCACCAACUGCCUUUCUUCUAUCUAUGACUGGAUGUCCUCACGCUUUCUAAAAACUCACUCUCUAAAACUGAGCUCCUUAUCCCCCCCACCCUCAUAAUGCUGAUCCUCCUCCUUCGCUUUCCCUGAAAGUUGAUGGUACUUGCAUCAGUCCAUCCUUGCAAGCUCGUUGUCUUGGUGUUCUCUUUGAACCUGGCCUCACCUUUGCGCCUCAUCCAGAAUGUUGCUAAAAUCUGUUGAUUCCAGCUUAAAAACCUUGUCCGCAUACACCCUUUCUUAUGCAAGAAGCUUGUUCAUGCUCUAGUAAUUGGUCUCCCCAGAAGCCGUACUGCCCCCCUUCAAUCUGCCAUAAAUGCUGCUGCCAUGCUGAUCUUUAUCUCAUGUAGCUCCUUACACUGGCUUCCUGUAAAAUACUAAUCCUUACCUAUAAAGCUCUAGCCCCCCUUAUAUUUCCUCACUGAUUCAUAGGUAUGCCCCCUCUCUGUCUCUCUGCUCUACUGGUGACCUUCUCCUGUCUGCUGCUUGCACCCUUACUGCAAAUUCAUGCCUGCAAGUUUUUUCAUGGGUUCCUUUUGAACAACCUGCCUACCGAUGUCAGACUCUCCCCUAGUCUUCGAUCCUUUAAGAAGUCCCUCAAAGCCCAUCAUGCUUAUGGCCUCCAGGAGUAACUUCUAUCUCUUGCUCUCUUCUAAAGGGCCACACUUCACUCUCAUCUCCAGUUCUUCUUUCCUACCACGUCUAUUUGCUGUCUCCCUCAAUACCCUUUCUUUAGUGGUUUUAUACCCCACCUCCUCUAGACUGUAAGCUCGUUUGACCAGGGUUCUCAACUACCUAUUGCUCCUGUUACAUUUUGUUAUUGUCUCAUUUGGUAAAUCCCCCUCUUAUUGUAAAGCGCUGCGGAAUAAGCUGGCGCGAUCUAAAUAUCAAUAAUAAUAAAAAAAGAUAGAUGUUAAUAUAUUCAAUCAAAUAAACCCCUUUAUAACAUAAAACCAAUAUAUUAAGCACACAAAAAACACUUCUGCUUAAAGGAAAGCGUGGUGAGCAAACAUUAAAUUCCACACUAUUCACAAACUGGCUUAAUCACUCAGAACCUAUUCGGUCCUGUGCUCAGGAAUACACCGGUCCGCUCAGCUGUCCUUACAGCACUAGAUGCGGCUUACUCCUGAUGAUUUUGCCGGUUCCUUCUGUGUUACACCGCCUUGCGUCUCUCCAUUUUGCCGGUUACUUCUGGCUUCCUCAGGACAUAAAGGCCCUUCUCCAAGAAGGAGAAAGCAACAUUAAGGGCGCAAAUGGUAAUGAUGCGAUUGCCUUCAUUGGUGCGUUUGCCAAUCCUUCAGUUACAUAUUGCCAUAUGACUGCAGGUUUUUUUUUUAGUCCAUGUUCACAAAUAAUACAACAGUGGUGAAUCACCACAAGUUAGCAGGGUGAAUUAGUCAUAAUUCGUUCGUACUUGAGAACAGAAAUAUAUAGUUUAAUUGCACAUACACAUAUAUUGCACAUCAUUGUUUAACUUGAUAAAAGAAAGUCUCCGUUUAUGUUUUAUACAGUAACAAAAACGUACCCAGCUCAAUAAAAAUACCAUUAUAAAUAUCCAUACAUAAUCUGUUUUAAAAAUAUUUAAAACAUAUUUACUUUGUAAUUUACUAAUAAAAGAUCAGCAAUUGCUUAAAUGAAGAUAGCAUAAUUUAAUUUAAAUAUAGAUGGAAAUAAAAUAUUUUAAUUUAAAAAUCAUUAGUCCGUUUGGGACCAAAGUAUUCAAUUCAAAUAUCCAUUUCAUUUCUGCCUGUCCCAGCUUUUGAUUAAAAUCACCUCCUCCCCAUUACCUUUUAAUCCUUAGAAUACCUAUAAAAUCCACAUUAUAGUUAUCCCUAAAGUGCAGUGAUACUUGAUUCUGUGCGCAUUAACCUAGUGGUACGACAUAUAUAGUUUAGCCCACAUGGACACGUAAGCAUGUAUGCAACAUUUCGAGAAUUAAGUUAUUCCAUCUCUAAUAGUAUAAAUAUUAGCAGUAAAUUCUCUAAAGCCUUUUUUUUCCCCUUUGUAUUUUGCGGUAUAACUACCACAUUAAAAAAAAAAAGAAAAUGAACCCAAAAAGUUUUUUUUUUUUUUUUUUUUUUUUUUUUAUAUUGUCCAUAGGUUUCUCUAAAAUAUUAUCUGUUAAAUAUUUUAAUUUGGCUACCCCCUGUAUUAUCCUUGGUUUCCUUUAAGAUCGGGUCACUUAGUAAUAAAUGCCAGUAAUUAUUAUAUUUCUUACUUUGUUGUUGUGACCUUCGGAGAAUUGACAAGUAAAAGGAAUUCCAUUGCUACACUUCUAUUUUAUUUUUAUAAUCUAGUAACUUUGUUUGAUCCAUUGUUUGUAUGUCUUUGGUAGCUGUAAUUAAAAUAUUUUCACUCUAACCUCUAUCUUUAAAAUACAAAAUCACUCUCCUACGUUUGUGUGCAUACAUUGAUAAGCCGCCAAAUUAAAACCACCUGCCCAAGAGCAUGUAGGUCCCCCUUGUGCUGCCAAAACAGCCCUGAUGCAUAACGGCAUGGUUCCACAAGACCUCUGAAAUUGUCCUGUGCUAUCUGGCACCAAGACAUAAAUAAAAUUGUAACUUCUAAAUGAAAGUACUGAGACAUCAAGAGCACACCAAAUCAAACUCAUUAAGCUUAACUUGCUCUGGUUCUUACGAUGUCAUUUUUACCUAUGUUGAUCAAAACUGUUGGUUGUCCCUUAGUAAACAGAAAUGGAGCCGAAGAAAGUUUAACAAACAUACCAGGUACCUGUGAUUUCAAUGAAAUUCACACUUGGUUUUUGAUUACUUUAUGUAUAUGAUGGUUGGAAUGGCUUUCUAACACUGCCAUUGCAGGUGGACAUAAAACCCACAAACAACUUUUAGUCUCACUGUGUUUCUGACUAUAUAAAUGAAGAAAAAAAUAAGCUUUUAGUUAAUGACUCUUUUAAAAGGCCUAAUAAUUUUAUCAUCUUGUAUUGGUGUCUGCUGUUUGUUAUACUGCACUGCUAUUCUGUAAAUUUAUAAUAUUCUGUAUAGUUUCCUUUUUUCUCUCUAUGAUUUAAGUUAUGCCUUUAGAUUAUUAUUUUUCACUUUCAAUUUCUAUAUUUUCAGGUCUGUAACAUUGUGGCUGGCCAGCGAUGCAUCAAGAAGCUGACUGACAAUCAGACAUCCACCAUGAUCAAGGCUACAGCCAGGUCUGCUCCAGACAGGCAGGAGGAGAUCAGCCGGCUGGUGAGUGUUGCGUCUCAGUACCUUUUUAUUUUAAAUAAUAGUUUAUAAAUUACCGGUACUUUAUUCUUUUAGGCUACAAUCAAAUAUAAAUGCUUUGAGGUAGGAUUUGAUUUUAAAUAGUGGUUUUAAAUCACAAGUCAAUGAGAUUCAAUUUAAACGAUCUUCAAAUCUUGGUUGUUAUAAUCUUUAGUAUUUUCAAUCAGCUAAAAAAAAAAUCAUGCUUGGCAUAAGAACCUUUUGGAUUAUAUAUCAGAACUGAUUUUGUUCUAAACCAUUAUAAAUACAUAGAUGCUGUUAUUAUUGCAAGGAGAACCAUGUCCUUUUAUAUUUAGUGAACGACUUAAAUUGUUUUAUUUAGCUAAAACAAUAGUUGUAUUUCCUUUAACUUUAGUGUUCACUAAAGAUAUUACACAAUAUGUUGGGGGGGGGAAUCUUGAGCUUAAAUGGUUUGUCCUCUUAUCUUGGUCCUAAUUGGGAGCCAAGCCUUCUCUGGUUCUUGGUGAUAUGAAUCUGGCUUCUGAAUAGCUGCAGAAAACUGCCAAUCUCACUCUCGGUGAAUAACUUUUUAUGCAAAGAAUAUGCAUAUUAUGUGACCUUAGAAAGACUGGAUCUCUGCCUCAUAUUGAAACACUGCACACAGACUCCAAGCACCAUGGCCUCUUAUCACUGAAGCCAUUUGAGAGGGAAACAAAUUCAGUGGCUGUUUAAUAUAAAGUUACUCCCUAAUAGGAACUACUUUGAGCUGCUCCUUCACUGUCUCUGCUAAUUCUCUUUUCAGGUUCGAAGUGCAAAUUAUGAUGCUGAUCCUUUUGUACAAGAGUUUCAGUUUCGAGUCCGAGAUGAGAUGGCCCACGUGACGGGGAGAGUACUUCCUGCCCCCAUGUUACAGUAUGGAGGAAGAGUAUGUGAAAUUUUGGUAUUUUACCUUUUCUGCUACUAAAGAGAUGCAUCUUAUUGUAAUAACCAUGAUAUUUUUGUUUUAAGAGUAACAAAUGCAAUGUAAAUUAAAUCUGUGUGGGAACCUUUAUACGCAAAUGUACCAAGAAGCUUCAUUAAAAUUAGUUUCUGCCAGCGUAGUGCAUUUAUCAUGAUAUUGUCUAUGAAAUAAGGGCGUGCUGUGAACAUGGGACCUAUUAAAAAGGUUAGGGUUUAUGCAUAUUGAAAUGGUUGAGACUGGAAUUGUUUGGCGUUUUUCUGAAACAUUAUACAAUACCCUGGGGUUAUGGAAUUUUUAUUCACCAUGAUUUUAGUGGGUCUUUACUAUGGGGCUGGACAUGGGGGAGAAUUUGCUUUGAUGCUAAGAGUUGGAGGUUUUGAUUGGGUUAGUUGGCAAAUGGCUAACUGCUAACCAAGGCAGUUUUUAGCUAUAUAUAUGAACUUCUCCUAUCUAACUCCUCUCUGUUUAGUAGAUUGGUAAACUGUGUUUCUAUACAUGCACAGUCGAGGUUUCAAUUUUCAUGGGGAUUGUUACCUACAGAUGUAUACUUCUGGUGACCGUUGUGUGGAAAUAGUUCUAUUUGCCCAAUGGGAUGCACAGUACACUAGAGGGAUACAAUAUUCCACUUUGUGAUUUAGCUGUACAUCUCCCAUCUGGUCUCCAGGGAUACCUUUGCUGCCCUUGAUUUCUUUCUACCAUCUAUUGGCUUCUCAUUACACACUAUGCUUACUUAUUUUCAUUUAGUUAGUCUUGCCUAUGCUAGUGUACACUCUAAUGUGCAUAUAUGACCUACAUACAUAUUGCUUCAAGAAAGCUAGCCUUCUUUAUACCCACCCAUCCCUCAACUAUACAGAUAGUUAAAUUGAUCUAACCUUUGGAACUCUGGAAAGUAUAUUGUAGUCAAUAUCUGAAGUGGUGCUAUGUGGCAACUCAUUUAAUAAAGCCAUUUCUUGACACCGUAUAAAUUUUCUUCCUCUCUUUAUCUUUAAUAUACCCAUCUCUAUACUUUCAAAGAGGAAUUUUAGUAAUACUUGGUACUUUGUAAAUAAUUUUGAGUUCAUCUUGAUUUUGUGUUACGUUACUCCUCAUUCAUUAAGAAUUAGUGUUUUAGUUGCUGGAUACUCUCUUAUUGCUGUUUCAACAUGAUUUAAUGUUUAGCUUAUCUGUAUAUUAAUUAUUGCCAAACCCAAAUCAGAGGGGGGGAAUGGUCACGGAGGAACACUGUUAUGUUUUUUUUUUUUCUUCAGCUUAAAUCCAAAAUAGAAUUCUCAUUUUGAAAAAUUACAUUUACUUUACUAGAGAAUAUGGCAUGUUUAUCUAAUUUCAUCAUUGUUUUAAGGGUUGGUAAAUCUAAUUUGUUGCUAGCAGACAGUCAUGUUUGAUUAAUUAUAAUGUUGUAUUAUUAGUUUGAGGUGUAGUGGCAUUGCAUGUGUUCUCUUGUGAUUUGUAAGGCUUAAAUUUCCUGUCACACAUUGGCAGUAGUACAGUGGGUUCUGUGUUUCUUAGUGGGACAAGCAAAUUGCAAAAAAACCCAAAAAUUUUAAUGAUCCCUCCUCCUUGACUUAUAAAUGCGGGCUCCCUCAGUAUUUUCUUGUCCCAGCACUGGGACGGUCGAGUGGACUGCAAGAAGGCAGGUGAUGCGCACAAGCUGAUGUCUUGGGGGAUACAGUCUUAAUAGCUCUCCGGGUGGUGAGCUAAAAGACACUGCUCUGUUUGAGGUUACGGAAGUAACAACUUGAGCCGCAUUUAUGCUGUGGAGCUUCCCGGCGACUGGGGCGUUGAUGGGCCAUUUACCUAUUGCGAGGCAGGCUUUGCGCUUGCCCACAGGGUUAGACUGCAUGCCUGGGAGGACGUGCGUUUCACAGAGGUUUUGAAUGUGCUACUGUGUAUGAGCAGUUUGGAAUCUCUGUUUUCAGUGUAAAAUUUAAAGACCUAUUUAAGCUGUGCGAGCCCUUAUGUCCGCAGGGUACGUUUCAAUUUUGGUCAUACUGUGUCACCAGCCCCCCCACCCGGUCUUGGAGAUCUUUGAGGUGAGAUUAAUUGUAUCUCUACAGAGAUUUCAUGCAGAAGAGUGUUCCAAGCAGAAGGUUUCCAAGGAAUAGCCACCAUGGUUGGAGCUCUAGUGGCUAAAGCUCAAAACCUUUGACUUUAAUCUUUGGAAAAUGGUCUACUGCAUGGUUCUAGUAAAGAGUUGCCUUACAUUUUACAUAAUAUCAGAUUGGCCAAUUGUCACGCCACCCUCCGGGUCCGCUCCUGCCAGAGAGCGGUAUGGGUCCUGGCGAGUGCGCAUCGUUGCGGCGGCAUUCCCACAAGUCAAGGGGAAUGCCGCUGGAUCCUUACCUGUCCUGCAGACGCCCGCCGGGGCCGCUCAUGCCCGGGAGUGGACUGGGACACGGCGGGCACAUCUGUCUCCAUUACCAUGUGGGAAUGCCGCCAAUCACUCACCUGAGCUCAUCCACCCCACACAGCGGCCGGGUCUGCAAUCAUUAGAGACGCUGGCCGCUGCAGAUUAGAUGCUUUUAAGGGUUUGUAAUUAACCCUUAGUGUUCCAUUCCAUUUUGAACGUGUGGGUGUGUCACACACCCACGUCCACGAUCACAUGCUUUCCUGCAGCCAAUCAGGGAGCAAUUUAGGCUAUAUAUACUUUUUUUUUUUUUGUCCAUCUCUCUGUGCCCUGUCGUGGUUUCCAUUGUGGUUAUCCAAGAGCACGUUUCUAGUAUUGAUUCUAGUGUAUUUUACUGUGGCUUUCCUUCUGACUAUUCGACUAUCUUUGGCUUGGCUCCUUACUAUUCUGACUUCUAUAUUCUGUGCCCUUGUUCAUUGUUUCCAUGGUUUCUGCGUUCUUGUCCAUAUCCUGUCUUGUGUUUUUUUUCUUUUAUACGUUUAAUUUGGCCAUUCUAAGGCCCGGAAACCCGUCUUCAGGUUUUCUUUAAUUUUUACUUAAGUUCUGCGUGUUGGGCAUUAGCUAUUCCUGACACCAAUUAAUUUUUUUUUUUAGACAUGUCUGUUGACAUCUCAAAAGCUUUCAGCUCGUAUUGUUGGUCUAUCCUCUGUAGCAAGAAGAGUUCUGUGGCUGAGGUCAUGGACGAUGGACACUGCAUCCAGAGCUGCUUUGUGUGAAUUACCACUGGAAAGUAAUGGGUUAUUUGGGUCUCCAUUGGAAGAAGUAAUAACAGAUGCCAGACACCAAAAAAGCUCUACCACAGGAUAGUAGAUACUCUUCUGGAAGUAGAAGAGGUCAUUCAGAUAUCAGGAUGGAUUAUUUAAUACUUGCAAGCAACUUUGGGACAACAGGUUUAAUGAAAAUAAUUCCAAUAAACAAGACUAAAGGAAGAGAUUCUGACACUGUAAAAAUAGGAGGGAGACUCCCACGGCUUAACCAAGAAUUGGAGAAAACUACUAUAAAUCCCUGGAUCCAGAACCAGAACAAGAUAAAGUUCACAGUAAAGCCAAAACAGAAUCUCUCCUGACAGAGGCCAUGUGAUUUUAAAAAAAAUAAAUAAAAAUGGGAUCGAGAAAGUACAAAGAAAAGUAGAAGGCUAAAGAGUUUACUCAAGAUUUUUGGUUCCUCAGCAAGAGCAUUUGGUUCGUCCUGUGUUAGUAUGGUUUCCAUACAAAAAUUUUCAGACAAAAUGAACUUGUUAAUGUUUUUUUUUUUUUUUUUAGACCAAACUGUGACUCAUUCUCCUGAAAAGAUACUUCAUGAUGACUUUAGACUUGAAAGACACAUACUUCCAUGUUCCUAUGCCAAUAGACACAAGAAGGUUUUUAAGAUUUGCAAUUUCCUCUGUAAAAAGUGUAGGAUUUUCUUUUCAAAGCACUCCCUUUAAGGCUGGCUUCUGCCCUGAGGAGAUUUAUAAAGCAUCUGGCUUCCUUAACAGCAUCAUUGAGAGAAAAAGACCUUGCCAUAGUACCCUAUUUAGACGGUUGGUUUCUCAAAGCAAAAUCACAUCAUCUACAGGAGAAUAUUCAAAUUACACGCUCUACUAAGGGAUCAUGGUUGGAUUAUCAACCAAGAAAAACAUUUCAGCUUCAACCGUCAUCAGUUAUUCAGUUCCUGGGUUUUAUCGUAGAUUCAAGCACCUUAACUCAUAAUCUACCCCCUCUGAAGAGAAGGAAAAUCCAAAAAGAAGUCUUGUUUCUUCAAAAGGAACUAACUUGCUCAAUAAGGAAAGCUAUGAGCUUUCUUUGCAUUCUGACUCCAUUAAUCCCAGCUGUCAAGUGGGUAAAAGCAGCCACAAGAUGCCUUCAAUUGGAGAUCCUUGAGCAUUGGUCCAGAAGGAAAGAAGAUUUAGACUUAAUGUUCAGCCUUUCCACGCAAGCUCGAAAGCAGUUAACAUGGUGGAAAAAAAUCAAGAUUCCUUUCUCUAAGUACCCUUUCCAUCAGAGGGAAAGGAUUGUCAUUACAACGGACGCCUCAAAUUUCGGAUGGGAGGCUCACAUUUAUUCUCACUUCUGCCAAGGGGUUUGGUCACCGGAAGAAGCACGCCAGUCAUCAAAUUACAAAGAACUAAAAGCACUGUUCUACGCUGUUUGGGAGUGCGGGCCUUGGAUUACAAGAAAGGUCAUAAAGAUGCAAUUGGACCACAUCACAGGGGUAUCCUAUUUGAAUAAACAAGGGGCACCUGUUAUGUGCAACCAUUAUGGAUUAGGCACCAGAAGAGUUAGUCUUUCGGCACUUAUAUAAAAGGGUCCGAGAAUAUUAUUGCGGACGACCUCAGCAGGGCUCAUUGGUCACAAACUGAGUGGGCUUUUUAAGUCUCAUAGGAAGUUUUUGUACACCAGAAGUGGAUCUCAUGGUAAGACAAUAGAAGUGUCAGUCUUCGCUUCCCAGUUGCGACAAGACGACCCUCAAUUCCUGGCUGGGAUUAUUAAUUCCAUGAGUCCUUCAGAAAAUCAGAGCAGACAAGGCAAGAUUAAUAGCGAUCAUUCCUUAUUGGUCAAACAGGGCUUGGUUCUCAAAUGAAUGGCCUUGACCUACAUGGAGCUGAAAGUGUUAACACAACUUCUGGAAAAAAAUGUAAUCCCUAUAGAGGCAUUCCAGAUGUUUUGGUUAAUGGAUUGGCUGCUGCAAGGAUAAUUCUACAUGAACAUGGAGUUCAUGAAAAUGUGUGUGUGUGUGUGUGACCUACUGCUAAACUACACAAGAAAGUCUACAUAAAGGAUAUACUUGAGAAUUUGGAAUAUGUACAUUACUUUGGUUGAAUGGGUUAGGCAGUGGCUGAGUGACAGGCAAGAGGGUUGUAGUCAAUAGAGUAUAUUCGAAGCAAGUUCUAGUUACUAUUGUGGUACCUCAGGGAUCUGUACUUUGACCCAUCCUCUUUAAUAUUUUUAUUAGUGGUGUUGCAGAAGGUCUUCUUAGUAAGAUAUGUCUUUAUGCUGAUGAUACAAAGAUUUGCAGCAGGUUGAUGUUCCAGCCAAAUGGCAAAUUAUUUAGGUAAACUAGAAAAAUGAUCAGAGCUCUGGCAACUGACAUUUAAUGUGGAUAAGUGCAAGAUAAUGUAUCUUGAGUGUAGAAAUGGAAGGACCGCAUAUAGAAUAUUUGAUACAAUACUAACCUCUACAUCUGAGGAAAGGGAUUUAGGAGUAAUUAUUUCAGAUGACUUAAAGGUAGACAAUGAAAUAUAGCAGCAGGAAAUGCUAGCAGAAUGCUUGGUUGUAUAGUUGAGGUAUUAGCAGUAGAAAGAGGUAAGUGCUCAUGUCAUUGUACAGAACACUGGUGAGACCUCACUUGGGGUACUGUACACAAUACUGGAGACUGUAUCUCCAGAAAUAUAUUACUACUUUGUAGAAAAUUCAGAGAGAGGCUUCAAAACUGAUUCAUGGAUUGCUGGGUAAAACUUGAGUCUGCCUACUGUUAACCUUGUUUCUGUGUUUUCUGCAUCUUCCAAUCAGGGGGGAAAAAAUAGCAUCUUCUAGAUGAAAGAAGUGCUUAACAAAUUUACAUAUACUGUCUUUUUGAGGAUUUCAUGAUUUUAGAUCAUCUGUUAAUUUUCAAGGAAUAAAUAAAGUCUCAAAGCCUUAUAUUGCUUGAUAGAUUACCAUUUACUAUUAAAUUGGCAUAGGUAAGGUGUUGGCUAACUUUACCAUUUCCAGUAAAACUCCAUUCCACCAGGGCAAUUGCUACUUCCUGGACGGUCAGAUCCAAUGCUUCACCAAAGGAUAUCUGCAAAGCUGCAACCUGAUUGUCAUUCAGCACAUUCAUGAAACACUGCAGGCUAGACAUAAUCUCCACCGCAGAGGAUGCUUUCAGGCCUAAGCUGCUCCAGGCUGUCGUUUUAGAAGACCAACCCUUUUGUCGACAUUGUUUUGGGAUUGUCUUGCUAUAUUCCAACUGUACCCUUGCCACUAUAUAACAGGAAAAACUGAAAUUUUACUUAUCAUAAUUUCUUUUUUCCUUAAUAUAGUGGCAGUACAAUGUCCCUCCCUUCAUUUUGAUAAUAAAUUUAUGUUUGCAUUUAUGCUGGUCUCUGUAUAUGUUUUGCAUUUACGCUGGUUUCUUGAUAUUUACUGAGGGAGUAAGGAAGAAUUCCGCAUUUAUAAGGCAAGGAGGAGGGAUUAUUUACAUUUAUUUUAUUUUUAUUUUGCAGUCUGCUUGUCUCUCUAAGAAACACAGAUCCCACUGUACUACCGGUAUGUUAAGGAAAAAUGAAUUUAUGGUAAGUAAAAUGUCUGGUUUUUGAGAGCAGCUAGCAUUAUUUUUUUCUGUUUUCUGUUGAUAGCGAUUUUGUAUUGGCACUAGUUUAACAAUUCCAUUCAUUUUUCUGUCAUGUGAAUAUCUCCUUCCUUCCUUGAAGAAUCGUACUGUAGCAACUCCGAGCCAUGGGGUUUGGGACAUGCGGGGAAAACAGUUCCACACUGGUGUGGAAAUAAAGAUGUGGGCCAUUGCAUGUUUUGCCACACAGAGGCAAUGCCGAGAGGAAAUUUUGAAGUAAGAAAUUUUAUUUAUUCUAUUUUUUUAAGUUUUGUGAAUUGUUCCUUUUCUUUUAAUUAAAUUCAUAGGUUGAUUCAACAAAGUAAAGAACAAAUGUCUAGAUUUAAAAGUUUUAUUUGUUAUUUACCACUGAACAUAUUCUGGAUUAGGAAAAAGGAAAUGUAAACAUUAAAUGACCCUUUACAGAUAUUGUUUAGGAAGGCUGUGUAAGUCACAUGCAGGGAGAUGUUACUAGGGCUGCAUAAACAAAGUGAUUUAACUCCCAAACUGCAGAGAAUUGAGCAGUGAGACUGCAGGGGCAUGAUCUAUACACCCAAACUGCUUUGUUAAACUUAAGCUGUUUUGUUGCCCUUAGGAUCCGUUUAAGCUAGCGCACCUCUUUUGUACAGUAGCAAAACCUCUUUCAAAUGAUGUAUUGAUAAACGUUAGUGCUUUAUAGGGAUUUAAACUUGUGAUCUUAACAUACUAAACAAACAUAGUGUUUGGAUGACAGGGAAAGAUUCAAGUAUCCCUUCAGAAUGAAAGUGAGACACAGUUUAUGCAUAGUGAACAAACAUGAGCAUGUGACUCAGAACAAUUCCAUACUCUUAAGUGCCAGUUAGUGUAAGUUUACUGUUCCAAUCUUAGCAGUGCUAGCCUUGGUAAAAUAACACAGAUUUAUUAGCCUUUAAUUUACCCUACACAUGCUAGAAUUGUCAAUUUCAAUGAUGAUCACUUUGAUUACAAAUGUUUUCUAUAAGGUAAAUAUAUAUGAUUGUUUAAAAACAAAACUUUAUGCACUAUAGAUUGCGUUUUGUUUUAAAACAAGAGCUGUUAUUAAAUGUUAAACCUGUGCAGUUAUGGUAAAUGUUAAAAUCCUCUCAUCCGUUAAGUGACCUGUGUUCUGUAAGGGUUGUGAAAUAAAUGCAAUGUCUAACUUGUUGCCUGUCUUCUUUGGACAGUGUGGAAUUGUUUACAUGUGGUAGAUGUAAAUGCUAAGUUGUCUCCCCACCCUGCUUCCUUUUCAUUAAAUAGGGCAUUCACAGACCAGCUUCGUAAGAUUUCCAAGGAUGCAGGGAUGCCCAUCCAAGGCCAGCCGUGCUUCUGUAAAUAUGCUCAGGGGGCUGAUAGUGUGGAACCCAUGUUCAGACACCUCAAAAAUACUUAUUCUGGGCUCCAGCUCAUUAUUGUCAUCCUGCCAGGAAAAACCCCUGUAUAUGGUAAGUAAAUCCAUUGCUAAAAUCUACUUUUCAAAGACUCCUGUUGUACAUUGAGGUGAGAUUCAUAUUCAGUUUGUUUAAAAAAAAAAUAAAAAAAUAAAAAAAAAAAUAGCUUGAGUUAAAGGGACUCUCCAGUGCCAGGAAAACAAAGUUUUUUUGGCACUGCAGGUCCCCUCUCCCUCCCACCCCCCCAUCCCAAGUUGCUGAAGGGGUUACGCUGGCGGGGAAGACCCAUUCCACAUGCGCAGCCGGCGGCGGGGAAGACCUAAUGCGCACGCACAUUAGAUCUCACCAUAGGAAAGCAUUGAAUAAUGCUUUCUUAUGGGGAUUUAAGCGACGCUGGAGGUCCUCACAUAGUGUGAGGACAUCCAGCGUCGUUAUAACACACUUUUCAUGUUCUAUGCUCGACGGCCACUACAGGAGGACUUAACCCUUCAAGGUAAAUAUUGCAGUUCAUGAAAAAUGCAAUAAUUACACUUGCAGGGUUAAGGGUAGUGGGAGUUGGCACCCAGACCACUCCAAUGGGCAGAAGUGGUCUGGGUGCCUGGAGUGUUCCUUUAAUGGCUAAAUGACUUACUAAACCAUUCAUAUGACCUGGAAGGACGCAACAAUUUUCAUUACAUUAAAUACAAUAUCCUGUGACAAUAUAAAGUGUAAAGUAUAGUUAGAUUUAUGUUUGUUCCUAGUCAAUCCUUUUAAUUUCAACAGCCUGAACAAACUAGGCAAACUAUCUUUCAUAGAAGGAAAAUCCCCUCUCUCCCUUUAUUAAAAACAAACUUUUUUUUUUUUUCUUUAAGCUGGAUGAUCGUUUAAUUCACGUUUGUGCAAUACAGUGUGCUGCAUUGUAAGUGAGGUAGUCUUUUCAUUGUAUAAUUUUCCCUUUUUGAUUAACAGCAGAGGUAAAGCGCGUUGGGGACACAUUGCUAGGAAUGGCCACUCAGUGUGUUCAAGUGAAGAAUGUAAUAAAAACAUCUCCUCAAACUCUCUCAAACCUGUGCCUAAAAAUUAAUGUCAAACUCGGAGGGAUUAACAAUAUUUUAGUCCCACAUCAACGGUAAGUUAUGUUUGUAGUUGUCAUGGUCAUUGAAGACUUGUAUAAGAAGAUAGUUUUAUCUUGGCCUUUUACUAUAGCUCUAUAUGAUUUUGCUUCUUCAUAUCUGAUUAAUUCAAAAUCAUUGAGAAAUGUAUAUUCUUUGCAUCAUGUGGUUUGAAUUGUAUUACAGUAUCUUGGAAACUAUGAUUUUAUAAAGUAAGUGUGUGUGUGUGUAGUAUAUAUCAGUGAGACUGCAGUACUCUGAGGAUUAGAGCCUCUGCUAGUAAUGCUCCCCAUAGAAAUGCAUUGAUUGGCGUUUUGCUACACAUGCACACUAACUUCCAAUGCUUUCCUAUGGGAAAGAACUGGAUAGGCUGAGAUUAAGAUUGAUUGAUUCUCAACCAUAGAGGCAGAGCCAGACUCUGUAAAACCAGUGCGGUGAUGGAGAAAAAGUGAGUAAAACUACCUAUUAACUCUAUUCUGAGAGGGGUUGGUAACAUAAAACAUUUAGUCCAGCACUAUAGUGUUCUAAAUACAUGUUUGUAUUCGUAACACUAAAGUGUUAAUUUAAAUGUAACAACAAUAGUGUUCCUUUAAGGAAAGUUGCAUCUGAUUGAAAGUGACAGUCUGCAUGAAAAAUAAAAACCUGGUUUCAGUCACAGCCAGGGGAUGUGUUGCAACGGGCUUCAUAAACAAAACCAAAGUAAUUUAACUCCUAAAUGGUAAAGAAUUGAACAGUGAGACUGCAGGGGCAUGAUCAAUACACUUAAACUGCCAAAGGUUACGUACACAUCCUGUUUACUAAAAAUAAAAAAAAUGUGCAACUGAUUGGUGUCAUAAUAAUGUUUGCUUUAAUAUGCCUGUACCUGCUAUUGUGGCACAUAAGGCUUGUCUGUAUAUCCUAUUGCAUGAAAAUAAUGAAUUUUUUUUUAAAAAAAUGAAUAAAAAUACACUAAAAUUGCUUCAUUAAGCUAAAGCUGUUUUGGUGAUUUUGGUAAUUUUAAUGUACAUUUGUUUUAUGUUGCUAUGCAUUUGAUUAUUGUUUUUAUUGGGUGAAAUGUUCUUACAGCAAUAUAAAAAAUUACAAGGAAAACCAAAUGGUCAAAAACAUAAUUUAUUGCAAAGAGCCUGAUGGGUUUUUCUGGGAAUUUUAUUUAUAUAAUUUUUAAAUAAAAAUGUGGGCACAGGAAUGUAAAGACGAUGUUUUAAUGUUUGUAUAAUGCCUCUCCCUGUUAGAACAAAGUGUGACCUACAAAGUUUGCUGUUAAAUAUGGGAAAAAGUUUGAUUCAUUCAAGAUUUUACAAUCCUUCUGCUGUGAUUAGAAAGGAUGGAAUAGAGCUUUUGGCACAUUUUAUCUACACUCAUUGGCGAAGCUUAAAUAAAUGGAGGUCUAUGUUUUGUUAGUAUUGUUUCAUUGAGAGCAAUGCAUUUUUCUUUUAGGCCAUCUGUUUUCCAACAACCUGUGAUCUUCUUGGGAGCGGAUGUCACGCACCCUCCUGCUGGGGAUGGCAAGAAGCCCUCAAUUGCUGCUGUAAGUAGUCUUCGUCCUAGGUUUGCAUAAUUUGUUCUCAGGUACUAAAAAAGAUUUUCAGCAUUGGUGAAAAUUUCACUUUGAAAUGCAGUUGUCUUAAUAUAUGAUGAAUGAUCGAGCUAAGAGAGAUACCAUUUUUAUCUAUCCAAUUAAGCUAGCACUUUAAGUAAGAGAAUUCAUUAAAUUGCUAUGUGAAUGCCAAAUUUUUGCCAUCUAGCAUAAGGUGCGUUGUAGUGGUUUUCAUCCUCUAUCUUAAACUUGCUUGGUCUGGUUUGUCUUUUUUUUUUUGCAGUUUAGAAGCCAUUGUAAAAUUUAAUACAGCUGCAGAAAAUGUCUUAGUAAUACAUUUAGUUGAAUAAUGUCUCCAAAUCCUCAAAUGUGCCUUUUGGUUUUAGGUUGUAGGCAGUAUGGAUGCACACCCUAGCCGCUACUGCGCUACAGUCAGAGUGCAGCGUCCUCGACAGGAAAUCAUACAUGAUUUGGCCUCAAUGGUGAGGGAGCUGUUAAUACAGUUCUAUAAAUCCACACGUUUCAAACCUACCCGGAUCAUCUUUUACCGAGAUGGUGUUUCUGAGGGUCAGUUCAGACAGGUUAGUGUUUUUUGGUUUUUUAAAGAAUUUUUCAUUGUAUUAUAUCAUAGUCCUAUAAUGAUGAGAAAGCAUAUACUCCCACAUUUUAAGCGCAACAUGUAAAACAUUGACAAUAGGUGUACAAGUAAGAAACUGGAACAUCAGAUCACCAUAGGAACAACAGAACACUAUAGUCUCUGUCUUAAGAAAAGUGUCAGCUGUGAGUUUAAGGAAAGUCAAGCUAGGUCAAAUGAUUUAUAUAUAACUAAACUGUGGUGCCACUGGGUACUAUUAAUAUUAAACAGAGAAAAUAACAGAAAUCCCUGCAAUGCUAAAAGAUUAAUUGCUAUGUAUUUGCAGAAUUUCCGAUAGCCUUUAGUCCUCUUAUUUCACAGGUAGGCCACAAUAGACAGUCUUUUUCCAUGCAGGACACCAUUUCACUUCUCGCUCCACAAAAUACUGCACUGGCUUAAUGUAAGUGAUCUGGAUUUGGUCUGCAGUACCAUUACGCCUCACCUACUUGAGUCCAGGCAUUAAAGGAAGCCUAUGUCCAAGGAUCCCCCCACUCAAAGUGGCAGGAUCUUGCUCCCAUGGCAGUCCUGGGGCAUGGAGAACCCUCCGGGUGUGUGGACGGCAGAUUGGAGGUAACUCCAAGUGGGCUUCCAGCCCAGAGGGAGAACAAUAAGAGGAAGCGGCAUCUUGGGAUUUCAGUAUAUUAAGUGAGAUAGGGAUAUAAUUCUGACAGCUGAUGCGGUGCCAUAGCGCCUGGCAGAGCUCCUCAAAUUUUGCAUUGAAACAUUCCCUUCAUCUCUGGCUCUCUGUUGUGGAAGCAUUUGCUAUGGCACCAUCUUAGAAUCCUCACACAGUCUCAGGAACAGCAGGAAUUGAUUCUGAUAUGCAGAGAUGUAAGCCUGACACCCAAGAUUGACGGAAGUGUAUCUUAGUAGCUCCAGUAAAUUUGAGCUAGAAUUAAGCAAAAUCUCACUGCAUGCUGCCCUGCGUGAACAGCAGAUCAAAACUUGAGGGAACUCCAUAAGCCUGAAUCACAUAUUAUAUAUGUAUGUAUGUAUAUGCCAAAUACUUACACUGUCCAGUUUCUUCGGCCUAGUGAGACUGUCGAUCUGAUUUAUGGUGUGCUUCACUUUCCUGAAGCCCCAUUACCCCACCUGGACCAGUCCCUGCUGGGGAACCUAUUUCUUCAGCCUUCUAAAAUUUAAAAUAUAUAAACUUAAACAUUCAAGCAAGGCAUAGUGUGUGAUGCUUGCAAGCUUGCCCUGUCUGUCAUUGAAUAAAAUCGGAAAGGAGAAGUAAAUUAAUUCCUCAUACACGCCCAAGACUUUGAACUUUUUAUAUGGUUUAACAUGUGCACUAAAAUUAUCUUCCUGAUAUCGACAAACCAUUAGUUACACGCACUGCACAUGUUACAUCAACACUGAUUUCUAUUAGUUUGCUGUAAUUUUUGUGGCAUCCAUUUCAUAACGGUCAUUUCUUUAAGAACAUUUUUCGUGCACCUACAGAAUACAGGCUUCCCUUUUUUUUAUUUUUUUUCCUGUAUGUAUUUUAUUGGGAGUAACUUUAAGGUUGUAGCAUUUGUUUAUUUUUGUGAAGGGGAUAAAAAUCUGUUUCAAAUAAAUUCCUUUAAUGUAUUUGUGUGUUUUCAAGCAGGUGUUAUAUUACGAGCUGCUAGCUAUCAGAGAAGCAUGUAUUAGUCUUGAAAAGGACUACCAGCCAGGAAUCACAUACAUUGUGGUGCAAAAACGUCAUCACACAAGGCUUUUCUGUGCAGACCGAACUGAAAGAGUAAGUAUUGUUUUUAAAUAUUAUAUUGCCAUCUCCUUCCAUAAGAAUAAAGAAAAAAAAUACCCAACAUAUCCUAAAGUAUUUCCGAAACGUACAAGCAUACUUCUCCAGUUUGGGAUUAUUUGCAUAUGUCUUGGAGUACAACGGAUAUAAUCUUUUAGCUAUUUUAGUAAAUAUCUCUUCUGUCCACUGUAAUGAUCAGGGACCUUGUCAUAUGCGUAACUUCAUUAGUAGUUUGAGUUUUAAGAUUUCAAUGUAUUGUAUAAAUUUUUAUUGAAUCACCCUACAUCUUUCUAGAGUAUCUUCUUGCACACUUGCCAAUAUCUCAACAACAAAACAAAAAUGUAAUUUUGUAUUAAAUCUGUUUUUAUUGAGGUCAACACAAUAAGCAGUUUUCCCACGCAGGGGAUAAAGCGUAAACAAUGCACUUUUUAUGGAAAAACAUGAGUAGUUAUGUGUACAAGUUUAUCAUAUCAUGUUAUAGCUUUAUAAUGUGUUACCCUUUUCAUUUGGUAUCUAGUGCUCACCGCUCAAAGUUAUCUUAUAUGUACUCUGCACCGAACUAUGCAACACAUGUGGCUGGAUUUUUAUACUGGCUAAUGGUCUGUCAAGACAAAACAAUCCUCUCAUAAUGCACAGCCUGAUGUAGGCCUGUGUUAUCUAUGCAGUUCUGGUAAAAGGAUAUACAUACUACCACAUUAUUAAACAUGCUGUUAAAUAUGCUGUACUCUGUAUUAACAUGUGAACAUUAUCACUUUUGUGGCUAAAGCGGUGCAUUUGUCUGGCAUUGUGUUGCCAUGCUAGAUCAUAUUUGUUGACAUUAUGACACUGUUUCCUUAUUUGCACAAUAGGUAUGCUAUGAAGUAGAUAUACAAAACAUUAAAAAUAAUAGCUUUCAAACUUUCAACAUAAGGAGUAUAUUCGUUUUUAAAUGCACGGUAAAGAUGGGAUGUAUAUCUCUUAAUAAGUUGCAGUUAUGUUCAGGUCCCUGAGUGUUAAGCGGGCUCUUCUCAAGCCAGAUGUAUGCGCUAACUGUUUUAAACAGCGCUUAAUGUAUGUUCACUGUGGGCGCGAGCGGCAUGUGGCUGCUUGUGUCUCAGUGAGGCGGUAUGCGGCAGUAUGGCAUAUGUUAUGGCCUAGGGUGUUAUUUUAAUAAGCCUCUUAUCGAAUAUCCUACGGCGGAGCAGGUGUGUGCUACUGCAGUGUUGCCUGCGCAGAGGUUCAUUGUGCUAAAAAGUAAUUAAGCAAUAAGCUGGGGCCUACGCAGAGGUCCAGUAUGAUUUUACAGGCUGUCAGUCGUUGACCCUACCUAAGCAUUUAAGUUCAGUGCUGUGUUCAUGCGCUGCUGGUCACUUUGUGAGCCAAUUUUUAGCCACUGGUAAUCAAGUUUUCUCGCGAAUUGAACGGAAACCUUAAAUAACAUUCAAUAAUAUCAAACGAUAUAAAUUUAACGAUAUCUAAUGUAGUCACCACGUAUUGCCUUCUUUUGUCAUAUUCAGUUGUAGGCCAGGGUGCACCUAUGUAAAUAUUUAGUAUAUAAUGCCACAAUCAGGUGUAUACCAUUGCUAAAUAUACUGUAAAUGUGAAGAAGAAGAAUAAAUAAAUAAAUAAAAAAUCCCCCCCCAACAAACAAACAAACAAACAAACAAAAAAAAAAAAAUUAUAUGUAUGUGUCACACAAACUCAAAUAAUUGCUUAAUCGUACGGUGUGGUAAGCUUAAAUGGCAGAGGUAUUGCACUAGUCAGGCGAUAAUAAAUCUUAUCUAUUAGCAUUAUAAUAGUGACUUAUUAAUUGCACCGUAGGCAUGCUGUGGAACCAAUGUAUAUAAAUUGAAACUAACAAUAAAUGAAUAACUAAAAUAAAAACUGUCAGACUUUUGACAUAUUCGUUUUUAAACUGAGCUGAGUAUGUAUGAACUAAGGAGCAGUAUAUCGUUAAGCAGUAAUAAAGGGUAUGAGCCUAGACCUAGCUUACACAUUUUUAAGCUAGAGUCCUGCAUGUUCCAUUAGUUCCCUAGUGAUAUGGGAACUGAUGCAGUGUUCAUAUAUGGAGGUAAGAAAGCACAUCUUGAUGAGGUAACUUAUGCCUUGCUGAAUCAUCAUGUCGGCCUGCAUGGCCGUCUGUGAGGAGUCUCUCACUGCGUCUCCAUCAUAUUGUCCCUGGGUCGCCAGGCCUCCUUUCGUCCUCCCCCAGCCGGCCCCCACCCGCCAGCUGGGCCCUCCGCUGCACUGUGGGCACUCAGGAGCAUGAACCGUCCUUUGGACCCAACCACAAAAUCCGCGGGUCGUCUGCUCCCUGCACCUCCCCAGCUACACGUGAGUCCACUUCGAGCGCGCACUCUGCUGUCUCACCCGGUGCCGGCCACAUAUUUGGAGCUGGUGGCUAUCCCCCCCGACCACCGGUCCGUCGGGAGGGCAGCGUUGGUCCUGCCCCACCGGGCUCGCGGCAUCAGGGACAAAAGCUCUCCGGGGACCCCACAGACCCAGAGGCUCAGAUGCCCGCUCCACUAGUGGUCGGGAGCUCAGCGUGGGGGGUCUGUCCGGCGCCCGACCGCCAGGGCCUGUACGAGGUGCCUCAGUCAGUCUCCCUUGUUUAGUCCUCUGUGUUCCGUCUCCUUUGGAGUAAGUCUGCAGGCGGGCCCCAGUCUGGUGGCCUUUGCCUGUUUAGGGGAUCGGUGUUGGCCCCAUGCGGUUUCUUCCGCCCUGGAGUAUGUCAUCCCCAUGUGGCCGGGAUUACCCCCACCGGCCGGGGGGGGGGGAGCAGGGCCGGGCCACCCCUUGUGGCUUUGCUGUCCUCCGUGAAGAAUUGCCGGGUGUCAGUCUUCCCCGGCCUGUUGGGCCGCUAUCUGUGCGCCUACAGGUGUCUUGCAUGUCCAGGCUCAUUAUGGCGUGUAGGCCCGGUUUAGGAGACUCAAUGUUCCCAUCACCGGGUUCAGUGUGGUAUCUUCGGAUAGCUUAUGUGUUCCUCUUCAUCAGUAUGUAGAUGAAUCCAGCUUUAUUGUAUUCUGUGUGCUGUUUUUUAGCCGUUUCCCUGGGCUCAGCCUGGGAGACAUGAGGUUCUGCUGCCAUCCAGCCUGGCGGCCCGGCCCCGCCACCCCCAAAAAUGUAAUUUUUAAUGGUGCAAAAUGUCCAGUUAUUUGUAAAGGCAAGCAUAUAGUUUAUUUUCUGCAGUUUGAUGCAAACAUUCAGUUUUUAACAGUCUGUAGUAUCGACAUGCUCAAAACUCCCACUUGCAGCUAACAUACAUAGUUUAAUAUUAUGAGGUUGUAAUCCACAGACAAACCAAAGCCUCUAUUGCCGCUCGUGAUUUCUCUUGCUUUAGGGAUCCUAAUAUUUGAAGUGUUGGCAAAUAUAAUAAAACAUACUGUUGGACCGGAAGUUCUUCUUCAUGAAGAUAUUGACAACAUCUGAUUCUUUCUUAUAUUGGUGCUGGUUUUAACAUUACUGGAAAACAUUAUCCACUGUUCAAAAGCUGACCCAUACUUUGAUUUUUUUUCAAGGCUGAUGGUCAAGUGCUACUGCUAGUACUACACCUAUUGUCAAACUAUUCAUGGGUGUCUUCAUAUGCAACACAUUUGAGGAUUUUGUCUGUUUACCUUUUCUGAAUUUUUUUUGUAUUCUCUGGAGUUUUGUAUAAAAAUUCUAAUUUGACCCAGUAUUGUGCAAUACUGCACCAAUUUCCCUUGUUUUAUCUUAUGGAUAAAACUGUUACUCUGCCUUCAUACAUUUAAAAAAAAUUUCUGCUGAUUACAUUCACAAAUUAGACAAAUUAUUACUGGAAAAAAGCAUUUACAAUGUGUCUUUGUUAAAUUAAAAAAAAAAAAAAGGAAGACUGGCUGGGUUGGGAUAUUGGGGGUGGGGGGGGUGGGAGAGGUGGCAUAUUUUUGUGCAGCUUGAGAAAGAAACAAUAUGGAACAGGAUUUUUUUUUUAGGGAUUAAAUUGGAGCAAAUAGGAAAAGUGAAAUAAAAACAGUUUAUAAAAUAAAGGCAACACUUUUUUUUAAAAUUUUUAUUAUUAACCCCUGUGUACUGUAAACAUUGUUUAGUGGCUCUGAUGCACAGCAUGGCUGUGUCUUAUUGGAAUGUAUCCUGUUAUAGGAUCUUAUUGUACAGUUCUGGGCUGCUUGUUCAUAGUCAAUCUCUUUAUCUGUAUAUCAGGUUGGGAGAAGUGGAAACAUCCCAGCUGGUACAACGGUGGACACGGAUAUCACACAUCCAUACGAGUUUGACUUUUACCUCUGCAGCCAUGCUGGAAUACAGGUGAGUUUUAGUACCUUGCAUACAUUGAUAUAUUCCAUAGCUUGUUUAGUAGAACUAUAAUUUAGACAUAAGGUGAUACUCUCUAAAUUUAUACACAUUUGUAUUUCAUUCUACUAAUUCCAGCAGAAAACUGGCAAAUGGGUUAAAUCAUGCUAUAACUCACAUUCUCCCUACUCACCACCUGCAAAUACACCGGAUAAGCGCUAGUGUCAACGGAGUAUAGAUAUUAUCGCAAGCAGCAAACACUUAUAAUAAGGGUUACCCUCAACCCCUUACUGAAACAAUAUGCAAAAAAUAUAGGUUGUGCCAAUAUAAAGUCCAAUUAGUCCACAAUUGCUGGAGUCAAGACUUCAAAUGGUGGAAGUAUGUGGAAUAAAAGCUGGAAAUAACCAGUAAUGGUGCAGAGCGGAUGGAACUAGGUGCAGGACAUACAACAAUAAUAUAUAUGGUAUAUCGCUCUCAUUUGAGAAAGCUCUGAGUUUAAAAGUCUGCAGCGGUACAAACCCCCUGAUGGAUAUGUAGAUCUAGGGGCUGGUGACUCAAUGUAUAGUUUAAUAUAUAAAAGAUAACGGCAAACAAAUAGUGCUCACUGUAAUCAAUGUAAGAAUAUUCUACUCUCAUGCAGUGGAGCAGUAGAUCCUGCUCAGAUGGUAGCGCUUGGGUGGUAUCCCCACCAAGGAUAUAAUUUUGCAUAGAUCCUUCAAGCAGUAGUAUCCAAAGUUUCCUUAUUAGGUAAGUAUUUUAGUGCCAGGAACAGAAGAAAAUAAGAAAAUAAAAAAUAAUUAAAGCAACUAAAAGCAUAAAAAGUGUAAUAAAUGGACAAGCACAACUAGUAGUGAAUGCCAAAUAUACUUUGAUUAAAACAAAGUUUUUUGCCAACUGGGAGUCUUUCUCAAGGGUAGAUCUACAUUUUACCUUCGGUUCUGUUGUUUGAUUUAAGUGAACAGGAGAUAAGUACUUCUAAAGAAAACUGUUUACUGUAAGAUACGAUUGAAAAUUAAAACUUUAAUUGAUGCUGUGAGCGUUAUCGGCGGGGAAGGUGUGACGAGGGCUGCAUAAAGUGAUUUAACUCUGAAAUGGCAGGUAAUUGAGCAGUGAGACUGAAGGGUCAUGGUCUAUACACCAAAACCGCACUAGAGUACAGUUGUUUUUCACUCAGUCUUGUUAGGUUGGAAUUGCUGAUGUAUUCUGCUGGAGAAAUAGAAAAAAACCAAAUCUCUUAUUUUAGAAUGUAAGACUGUAUUUUCUUUUCUUCUCUCCUAUCUGACGGCAUUUGUUUUAACAGAAUUGUUUUAAACACUAGUAGCUACAUGCAGCAUUUAACCAAUUAUACAUGUUUUGUUGAUAUUUUGUCUCAACGCAGGGUACCAGCAGGCCCUCUCACUAUCAUGUUUUAUGGGAUGAUAACUGCUUUACAGCGGAUGAACUCCAGUUGUUGACCUACCAGCUGUGCCACACAUACGUGCGCUGCACGCGCUCAGUCUCCAUACCUGCACCUGCCUACUAUGCCCAUCUUGUGGCAUUUAGGGCACGGUACCACCUGGUUGACAAGGAGCAUGACAGGUAACUUGGCUAUUGAUUAGUCAGCAAUGAGUUCAUUGGGGUGCCAUAAUACAAUGCAAGGUCAGCUCAUAUUGACAUCUAUAAGACAAUAGUAAUCACCUACCACUAGUACAUGUAAUCUAUUCUAGAUCAUGGUUUCUUAACCCAUAAUGCAUGUGUUCCAUGCUAUAUUAUGCAGUAUACAGGUAUUUGAGAGACCUUAUUGAUCUUGGAUGUACUAGACAAAAAAAAUUGAAGUUAGAAAAUGUGCAUUUUCUUCAUGGCUGAGGACGAUUCCAGUUUUGUAAUUUGAUUGAACGCUACUGAAGGGUCGGUUUGUACAAAUGCCUUUUUGGUUAGUGGUGGCAUGAAGGCAUUUAAAGCCAAUCUUUUGAUACAUGGGAUCAUUUGUUUUGAAAGACAAAUACACUACAUGCAAAAGUAGUCAAGCGUUCUGAUUGAUUUGGCUUUCUCCACUACAAUUGUUUAGCGGUGUUAGAGAUGAACUAAACAGCCAUGCAGUCUCUUUAGAAUGAGAUAGGACAGGUGUUGAUCCUUUUGAUCUUGAGUUUUUUUUUUUUUUUAAUUGCAAACCUAGUUAUGGAGGCCACUAGAAAAAAAAAAUUGGGAUAUGUUUUAGCCAUAGUAUAGUGGCUUAAAUAUUCUUUAACUGUUUUACAGCUGAAAACCUACAUCUUUCACAAACCUGUGUUUUCUUCUGCAAAUAGUAAUCUAAAACUCAAAGCUUUCUAGUUUAAAGGAGUGUUACCUCCCAAAGAUCACUGUUUUUUGUAGUUGAAGAGUUUUUUUUCACUUUUGGGAGCAACAAAGGUUGGUUUAACAUUUUUCUAGGUCAUGUUUAUAGGUAUAAAAUAAAAUCAAACAAAAAUGUUCUGUAUAGUUGCAUGUCAUAUGAAUUUCACCUGUUGGUAAAGGUGAACAUUUUAAUACAAGACCAUGAUUUCCUGUAAGCAUGUGUUAAGUUGUUUUCUUUAGGAUGUUGCUUUUUUUUUUUUAAAGCUUACAUAGUUACAUACAUAGUUACAUAGCUGAAAAGAGACUUGCGUCCAUCAAGUUCAGCCUUCCUCACAUAUGUUGUUGCUGUUGAUCCAAAAGAAGGCAAAAAACCUAGUCUGAAGCGCUUCCAAUUUUGCCACAAACUAGGAAAAAAUUCCUUCUUGACACCAAAAUAGCAGUCAGAUGUCUCCUUGGAUCAAGCAGCUAUUACCCCACUAAUUCGAAAUUAUUUCCCUGUGUGUUGUGUUUUUGCAAGUAUUUAUCCAAUUGCAGUUUAAACCUCUGUAGUGACUCUGACAAAACCACCUCUUCAGGCAGAGAAUUCCAUAUCCUUAUUGCUCUUAUUGUAAAAAAAACUUUUCUUUGCCUUAGAUGAAAUCUCCUUUCUUCCAGUCUAAAUGUGUGACCUCGUGUCCUAUGUAUAGCCCUGUUUAUGAAUAGAUUUACAGAUAAAGGUUUGUACUGGCCCCGAAUAUAUUUGUAUAAAGUUAUCAUAUCCCCUCUCAGGCACCGUUUUUCCAAACUAAAGAGAUUAAAUUUUUUUUAACCUUUCUUCAGAACUAAAAGGCUCCAUUCCUUUUAUCAAUUUUGUAGCUCGUCUCUGGACUUUUUCUAGUGCCAUGAUAUCUUUCUUUAGAACAGGCGCCCAAAAUUGCACAGCAUAUUCAAGGUGUGGUCUUACCAGCGAUUUUAUAAAGCGGCAAAAUUAUAUUUUCAUCCCGAGAAUUUAUGCCUCUAUUUAUACAGGACAAAACCUUACUGGCCUUAGCAACUGCAGAUUGACAUUGCAUAUUGCUGCCUAAUUUGUUAUCUAUAACAAUUCCCAAAUCCUUCUCGUGUGUGGUUAUCCCUAAUUCACUACCAUUUAGUGUGUAAGUUGCUUGUGCAUUCUUAACCCCCUAAGUGCAUUACUUAGCUUAAUUUCAUAAAUAAAAAAGUUUGUAAGCUAUAUGGUUGAUUUACACAAUUUUUUAUUUUUUAUUUUUUUUCUCAGUGCUGAAGGAAGCCACGUAUCUGGACAAAGCAAUGGACGGGACCCACAAGCCCUAGCCAAGGCUGUGCAGAUUCACCAGGACACCUUACGCACCAUGUACUUCGCAUGAAAGCGACCUUACCCCCUAAACACGCACAGGUUUGACUUACUGCAAGCAAUCCGAAGGAUCUGCCACGUGGGUUCCAGGGCUUAAGAGGGUGGUUCCCUAUCAAGGGCAUUGCCCUUUCUAACCCUCCCCAGUGCUCCCUUCUAGCUUGCACUGAAGCCCAGGAGCAGUUGAUUGAAGGGAGGGUUAGUCCUCGGCAUAGAAGAUCAUGAUGAACAGCACUAUUAUGCAAUAUAAAACCAGCCAACUGCUAGAUCGUUGUAAUGGAGCCUCCACUUGGAUGCACUGCUUUUGUUUUGUCUUUGUUACUUUCCAUUAUUUUAACCCUUUUAUGCCUUUACCUCAAUUUGCUCUGCAGCCCUAGCUGUCUUUGCAAGGAAACAAAAAAAUUUAACUAGAAAAUAGUAAGGGUGUAUGUGGUACGCUUGGAUGGAGAUUUUAUAUAUUUCUCCUCAUACACUGCUGUAUUUGACUGGUGGGGGAAGUAGCACCAUUUUACUUAUAGCAGUGUAAUGUAAUCCUGAUGUCCUUAAAUGUAUUUAAUGUAUUGCUUAUUUUUCAGAGACAAGUGAUGCUAAAGUGUGAGAAUGUAAAGUAUACAUGGCCAUGAACUUUUACCACCUUUGGUGGCAUAGGGAAUGACUUGCAGUAGCACAGGAAAUUAAAAUAUACAAGCAGCACUUCUUGUGUGAAUGUCAAGGUAUGUGAGUGUUGUAUAAAUGUGACGUAUGAGUGAAUCUAGCUAAUUAUAAAAGAGGAUGAAGAAUGUUGUUCAAAAACGUUGGUGGUCCUCCCCCUCCCCCCAUUUACCCUCACACCUUUUUAAUAGGUGUCUUCAGUACUGCUGUUGUAUGUGUACUACUUCCCAACCCCAGUGCGUCUCCGUCAGUCUAUUCAAACUAUAGUUUGCUAGUAGAUAUCAUGACUAGAUGUGCACAAUGCUAAUACUCUCCAUCUGACCAUAUCACCUCUAACCUACCACCGAAGUUGCUAGUUAAGCCAGGUAAAGAGUGCUUAGUAUUGAUCUACACAUGUCUUGUGCUGCAUCUACACCUUUCCACCUCACUACUAGAAACGUACUGUAAAAAUUGGAACAUGGAUGCCUACUUAUUCAGGACAUUACUGUUUGAGCUAGUGAGGGCUGCACAGCAUUGACCACCCUGCAUAUAUAAAUAUAAAAUUACAGUUGUGUUUUUAAACUCUACUGCAUUCUUUCAGGAAAUGCGUCAAUGCAACAUCUAGUGUAGAAAGGUGAAGAUGCAGCAUUUUCUACUGUUUCUUUAAACAGUAGACUUCCUUUCUUCUUCUUGUCAAUUUUAUUUUUGCUCCUAUAUACUUUCAGUUACAUGUUGUAAUGUAAAACUUUUCCAGUCAUUUUUUAAAAAUAUUUAUUAGAGUAAUAACACUUAAUUUAAUUAUUUCAAAACUUAUUAGCAAACCAUUUUCCUUAUAUUUUUAUUUGUUUUUGCUUGUUAGGGAACUGUAAUAAUGUUGUAAAUGACGCUUUUCAUUUUGUUUAGCUGAUUAUAGUGCAAUAAGCAGAAAUUAAUUGUAAUUCCCACACUGCCAGUGGGAUCUGCAGAGCAUUGCAUAAAAGCCUUAAUUAUGAAAGGGAAGUGUCAAAGUAGCCUUGGUGGUAUUAUUUUAAUAAUCUAUAUAACACUGACAUUUUUUUGAAAGUGUUGUGUCUACACUUUAAUUGAGAAAUAUUACAAGAAACCGGUUUCCAACAGUGUGAAUUGUGCAAUUUUUGGUACUUUUGCUUUAAAUACAAAGUAUUUUUUUUAUUUUAUUUUUCCCCUACGGACCAAUAUAUAAAUAUAUAUAUGAAUUCUUGAUUGUAGUUUGUACACGGAUACAGGAGUGCAUAUUGUAUGUGCAUAAUGAAGUUCAUUUUACUGGGUGAAAGUAAAGUGAGAUCAUUGAAUUUAAUUUACCUAAUGUCCUAAUGAAGAAACCUCAUUUCAGUCAAUGAAAGUCCAACACUCUCCAGGACCAAUGCAGCUACUAGAUUAGAAUUUAGCAAUCACAAGCGACUGAUCUUCUGUCUAUUUUAACACCACCAGAUUUUGUAUUUAUAUGCAUUGCAGCUUACUUCUAAAGGCAGCUGUAUUUGGUUGCAAAUAUACAUGGAAUUUGUGGAGGGAAAACGGUUCAAUAAAUUGGAAAUGAUUGGUUAGCAUGUGUGUCUGCUUUUCCUUUCAUUAUUACAGAAACAGUCUCUUGUUUGCUCAGCACUUUAGAACUCUCCUGGUUAAAUAUGUUAAGAAUUUUUUUAGACUUGGUUAUGUUGG
Pelobates cultripes (western spadefoot toad) is the source of this 35497-nucleotide messenger RNA. The record is from the annotation of a GenBank genome assembly. Lineage: Eukaryota; Metazoa; Chordata; Amphibia; Anura; Pelobatidae.